AUGGAUACAAUCCCGUCUCAAAAAGACAAAAGAAACCCUCAUACAUCUAGCCAGCGAUUAGCCAUGGUAACAACGAAGAAGCUCAAGACAGAAGAAGGUGCACAAGAGAUGGUCGAGGACGAAGAAGACGAGUCUUAUGGUGGGGAGGAAGGAGGAGACGAAGAUCACUCGGACGACGAAGACGAUGGGUCGGAUGAAGACGACGACUCUGAAGAAGAAGAUGAGGAGGAGUUGGAGAUGAUGCAGAAUUUGAUGGCGACCAUCAAGGAGACACGAGAAGAGAAUAAGCGGCUGACGGAAACUCUGAUGCAAAGGGUGGCACAGGAGAAACAAACCAAGGAAGGAGCAGCGGCUGCAGCAGCAGCUGCAGCAGCAGUGCCGUCGCAGAACAAACAUCAAGCCAUGUUUGGUAAAAUCAUGGCACUCUCUUCUGCAGCGGCACCACCAGCAGCCGAGACAACAGCAGCAGCAACCGAGCCAGAAGAUUCCAAACUUCCAGGGGACAAGUAG
Messenger RNA from Seminavis robusta, 510 nucleotides. Lineage: Eukaryota; Bacillariophyta; Bacillariophyceae; Naviculales; Naviculaceae. The record is from the annotation of a GenBank genome assembly.